AUGGGAUCAAGAAGACGUGGAUAUGCAUAUGAGGAAAACAGACGUCGACGUACACUACCAGACGAUAAUGAAGACGAUUAUCCCUACCCCUAUAAUGAUGAAAGACGUCAUCGCAGCUCUUAUCAUCAUAAGAGCCAUAAAGAUAAUAAUAGUAAUAAUAGUGGGAAUACAGGGAAGUUGUAUGAUCGCCAUAGAAGACAUCGUGCCAGAAGCCACAGCUGCAGUGAUGGAGAAUUAAGUCUCACGCAUUCCUAUUCCUCCUCCAAUAGUAAUAGUAAUAAUAAUCAUCAUCAUUAUAAUAAAGAUAAUAGUCGCUAUCGUGAUCGUCGUGAUCGUGAUCAUCAUAGACGUGUGCGUCAUCGUCGAGAGGAGUCGCAUCGUAAGAGACGCGAUCAUCGUUCCUCUUCUCCUCCUCACUCACGUGGACGCAGACGAGAAGAAAGUAAAGAAAAAGAAAAACGUGAAGAUCCACGUAAUCAUAAUAAUAAUUAUCAACGACAAACGAAUGUAAUUGUAGCGGUGGCGAGAGAAGAAAAGGAUCAUGAAGAGACCCACACACACCGUGAAAAGGAUAGAAAAAGUUGGCAGAGUGAAAAUAACACCCGACAGACGCUUUCAUUAGCGGCCCAACAACAACAGAAACAACAACAACUUCUCUCCGCAUUAGAUAGAGAGUUGGAGGCUCACAGAGGCCACUGGUCCAGACGUAAUGGAAUCAAUAAUAAUAAUAAUAAUAAUAAUAAUAAUAAUAAU
Messenger RNA from Trypanosoma theileri, 753 nucleotides. RefSeq lists its product as uncharacterized. The transcript has a single exon. NCBI's taxonomy places the organism in Eukaryota, Euglenozoa, Kinetoplastea, Trypanosomatida, Trypanosomatidae. The record is from RefSeq and is a predicted model, not a curated record. The annotation marks the transcript as partial.